Suillus clintonianus is the source of this 1688-nucleotide messenger RNA. RefSeq names its product 6-phosphogluconate dehydrogenase. Gene Ontology annotation, molecular function: NAD binding; glycerol-3-phosphate dehydrogenase [NAD(P)+] activity. The transcript is spliced from 8 exons. Bases 94 to 1359 code for a protein of 421 amino acids. The record is from RefSeq and is a predicted model, not a curated record. Gene Ontology annotation, cellular component: glycerol-3-phosphate dehydrogenase (FAD) complex; cytosol. Gene Ontology annotation, biological process: glycerol-3-phosphate catabolic process; carbohydrate metabolic process. NCBI's taxonomy places the organism in Eukaryota, Fungi, Basidiomycota, Agaricomycetes, Boletales, Suillaceae.
CUAUCACAUGAAUACUGCCAGCUUCCUUAUACUACUAGGUUCCCGACUAAUUCUUUUAUCAAUUCUUCGGACAUCGGGAUUGCUUGGUAGUGUAUGCUGCGUUAUAUCGCCACUCGACGUAAUACCAUCGUCAAAAACAAGCCUCAUCCACGAGCUAGCUACCCCAGUGUUCUCCUUUGCUCUCGUCUCAGCCUUUUCUCCAGGCGUAGCACUCACUCCACUACAUCCCUCUCCACUGCUAAGUUCAAUAUGCUCUCAUUACCCUCGACCCCACCCCCAAAGUCGAAAAUUCUCGUCCUCGGAGCAGGCAACUUUGGAAGCUGUUUGGCAGACCAUCUUGGGAACUCAGACCAUGAAGUGUUCAUGUGGUCUCGAGAAGCUCGUUUCGUUGAAUACUUCAACAAGCAUCAGCGGAACCCAGACUAUUUGAAAGAUCACGAAUUUUCAACAAAUAUCCGCGUUGUUGGUCCGGAGAUACCCAGCAAGGAGAUGAUGAAACAGAUGGAUGUUUUACUUUUUGCAAUACCAACGCAAGGCGUCAGAGAAACACUCAUCAAACUGCAGCACAGCUUCGACCGCGCGAACUUGCCUCUGAUGAUUUUCGUCAACAAGGGUAUUGAAACAGACACGCAGGCAUUAACGCUCGAGAUCAUUGCUGAUACCUGCGGAAGUGAGAUCGCGCGUGCAGCAACUUUUAUUUCUGGACCAUCAUUUGCAAAGGAAAUUGUCCGCAGGCAACCGACCUCCGUAUCCGUCGCGUCUCUAACAGAAUCGCAAGCAACGAAAGCGUCAGAAAUAUUUCAUCAGCCGUGGUUCCGGUGUUACACUGGAUCUGAUCCGAUAGGAUUGGAACUUGCAGGUGCUCUAAAGAACGUUUAUGCUAUCGCCACAGGGCUUGCCGAUGGACUCGGAUUCGAGAAUAACACUAGAGCCGGUCUUAUUACUCGGGGCCUCGCUGAAAUGACUCGUAUCGGAACAGCGUACGGAGCGUCGCCAUUAACAUUCCUAGGGCUCGCCGGUGUGGGAGACCUGUUUCUUACGUGUAGUUCGCCAGCCAGCCGUAAUUACACUGUGGGUUAUCGACUAGGUAAAGGAGAACCGCUGGAGGAUAUUAUCAAGACCCUUGGUAGUGUAGCUGAGGGCGUGACAACAGUGAAGGGGUUGAAGAAGAUUAUCGAUGAGAUGCAAGUAUCUGCGCCUCUUGCCAAUGGGAUAUAUGCUCUUCUGUAUGAAGGAAAAGACCUGCAUGAAGGUAUACAAGAGCUGAUGUGUCGCCCGCCGUCACGCGAACUGAACCUACCGGAGAAAGCAGGGGAGCCUGCUAAGAGAUUAAUGCUGAAGCUCGGAUUGGACGUAUGAACGGUUUUCGUAUACAUAGUUCAACUGAAAGUCUCGAACGAGGGUCCCGUUUCCGUAUUGCAUGUGAUCCUGACUAUCUUCCAGAAAAGGAAUGUUACAUCCGGUACCUAGAUCAACGACCCACGCGCGACGGACUAUACAUACAAACGUAAAUCAUGCAGGAGACGACUGUCCAUCGUCCACGUCCGAUGACAAAAAAUUCUAGCCAGAUCUUUUGCUGUCUGGCAUGAGGUGGUCCAAUGGAUCUGGGGGAAACGGAGGUGAUCGGCAAGAUUUUAGUAUAAUUCUUUAAAAUUACGUAAGGGUAUCCAAGUAAAUAUUUUCGCACG